UAUACGAAUCAAUAUUCAAUUAAACAAACUACAUGUAAAGAGAAAAAGUAAGUACUGGUAGCUAUUAGGAUUAAUGAUAUAUACUAGUUGCAGUAGAUACUGAUUUUGUUGGCUCUGUAUAGGUCAUCGUUAUCUUGUGUUUAGAAGACGGCUCUCUACUCUACAUUUUGCAUUGAAAUUGAACAAAGGGAUAAUAACAAAGACCAUUUACUAGAUGAAAAUGGAAAGGUUUAUGUCCGACCAUUGAUUUUUGAUUACAGUGUAUUUCUGGCAAUUUUUCGAUUGAUCUGGUAGAAUACUGACGAUGAAAUAAACACGAGCUGUCCUAGGGAUCAUGUAAUCAAAAUUCUCUGUCAUUAUUGACGACGUCCCUGGAGAGAAACAUCUUUCGUAGUUGGAAAUUAUAGGAAUGAUAAAUUCGUCACGAAUGGUAAUCCAAUCUGUGGAUAUCAGGGAUUUAAUGCGACAGUUGUGAUGCGAAAAGUGUUAGAGUGAAUGUGUGUUUUAACCAAAAUGCACACAAUGUCACUUCCUUUGAGUUUCAAUGUUCAAGCUAAGUUUAAGUUUUAUUGUGAUGAAGAAAGUAUGGUGAAGGAUUGGAAACAAGCAGCCAAAUAUAACGCGUCACAAGCCACGUUCUUAGAAGGAAUGUUACUGAAGAAUGUCGACCCUGGAGGAACCCUUCUGUAUGUAGAUUAUUCCGUGUUUUAUGGUGGAAUGAGAGACCUUAGACAAAUCUCGUGGGAACCCUUACAGAAGCAUAGUAUUAAUAACAUACUUAGAAUCCAAAAUCAUCAGUAUUCUGCAGAGAUCCAACCUCGAAGACUCAUGGAAGAAGGUUGCUAUGACGAAGAAGAAUGUAUUGUUCGUGAAACAGUCAAACAGCUCCCAAGAACCCCAGUCUCAAAAGACAGUGUAUAUAUUCUCUCAGCAUUCCAUACGAUGGACAUUACAGAAAAUCUCGAACGGAGAUGGAUGUCUUGGAGCGGUGCCAGAGUCAUUCUAUGGAAAUGUCCGAAAGACUUAAAAUUGCGCCGUAUUACAUUUUUACGUUCUACAACUGAAAGAGACAGCUAUAGUUAUCUCGUUCUUGCUGAGUGUGAAGAAGGGAUGAAUUGUUUAAAUCUCGCGAGACAAUUUGCUGACCACUUGAAGGAUAGAAGGUGCGGACUUGUGGGCUUGUACAAAGUAGAACGUUAUUACAUUCCACAGUUAGCCAGAUCUCAUAGCUCAAGUACAGUGUAGAACCAAGAGAAGAGCUCAAAACACAAGUACAAUUUAGAACAAACAGAAGAGCUGAAAGCACAAGUACAAUAUAUAACAAACAGAAGAUUCUAUUUUACACCAUCCAACAGUAGAAAUACAUAUAAAGAACAUAACAAUAGAAUAAUCUUAAUGAUACAGACUAAGUGUAACUCUUCCAAAAUGUUACAUAAUUGUCAACCAAGAGCACAUGUGUAGUAAAGAAUAUUCUGAAAUAGCCAAUUUUAUAGUAGAAGGACUUGUCAUAUUUUCAUAGUUUACAGAAGGUAUGCACUCGCACAAAUGAUUACAGAAGUACGAUGCCGAAUAUCUGUAUGGCAAUUACACACAACAUUAACAUGAUUAGGAAGAAAAUGAGCAUCUCAAUAUUCAGAACUGCCAGUACCAUAUGUAAUUCAUUAAGACUAAGAAAGAAUGUCAUUUUUCUACUAAGCAUACUAAGCAUACACUUGACAACGAUUCCAUACACGUAUUUCAUAAAGUAUGACCAAAACGUAGUUUGUUGUAAAUAACAAGAAAAACAACGUUGGCAUUAUGUCACUUUCGUUUCAGAAUUAUAGAUUUAUUAAGAAACUUAAAAUUCGAAAAGGGUUAUAUAUAUUCUUAAUGAAUUUCUCAUAAUAUUGCGCAGAAAAUUAAGAAGUUGUCUCCAAAUAAUACUAGUAUAUUCUUUUCGACUCAACAUGCCAACGAAUGAAUGUACUUUUGAUACGUAUACAUGUGCAUUAUAUUGUCUAUUUUCCUAUUUUACGUUGAACAGUUGUAUAUUUGUUACAUUUCCAUUUUAUCCUGAACCAUUAAAACAGUAACUGUAUUAUAUGAUGAACUUUGUCAUUACCUCAUUAAUUGCCCUUUAACAUUCCCUAACAUUGCUUAUUGUUCACAUCCAUCUACAAAUAUAAUAAAUCAAAUAUUUAUUUAACUCU
Molecule: messenger RNA, 2189 nt
Organism: Mytilus californianus (California mussel)
Lineage: Eukaryota; Metazoa; Mollusca; Bivalvia; Mytilida; Mytilidae
Exons: 3
Coding region: 496-1245 (249 amino acids)
Source: RefSeq, a predicted model, not a curated record